AUGAAGAAGAAGAAGCCCAAAAAUUCUCCGACCAAGUCCACGUCGAAAUCGUCUUCCCCGACGAAAUCGAAGCCUGUUACUAUUGAUCUGCCAAUCAAUGAAACCAAGAUUGUUUCUGAUGCCCAAAUCGGCUCCCCCGCCGACACGGUUGCUCAACAAUUGAAAGAUUCGUUGGAUCUGGCUUCCGUUCUAAAGGAUAUCCCGACUUGUGAGAAAGUGAUCGCCGUUGAACAGGCAGAUCCAUCUCCAGCUCGCGAUGAAAUUAACUCUCCAACCCUAGAGUUGAGCGUUGUUGGUCAGAACCGCUGCUCCUCUGUCGAAGUAUCGGAUGACGCGACGGUCUCAAUAGACAAGAGUUCCUCCGAUGUGGGUGUCCAAAUUGCUGCUGCUGAUGCCAAGGUUGAUACUUUGAGCUCGCCUGCAGCUGUUGUCGACCCUCCCCCCUCCACCGGGGCUGCUGCAGCUGGUCUGAUUGAAGGCUCUCCAGUGAUUUCCGCUGCGGAGAUAGCAAUCAACUCCUCUCCAGCGCCUAAACCAAAUCAAGAUCAACAACAGGCUUGCCAUGGUAAGGCACCGGAAGAUACUUGGUGCGCUCACGCGAAAGGAAAGCGUCUUUCAAAGAAGGGUGAAGCUUUUACGCUCCCUUCGGGUGAGGCUUGUAUAAAAAUUCCCAACUCUGUGAUCGAAAAGAACAUGAAGUCUUGGGAGCCCUUUGUCUUGGGACAGUUCUACUCGGAUCCUCCAUCUCAAGGUACAAUCCAUAACAUCGUAAACGGAAUAUGGAGCAAGCAGUACAGGGAUAUAGCGGUUUCGAAAAUGGAAGGUUUCGCGUUUCUUUUCCGAAUCCCAAACGCUGCAACUAGACACAGAGUUAUUACUCAGCGUCUCUGGCAAAUUGAAGGUCAGACCAUGUUUGUUGAUAAGUGGGAACCUGGAAUUGUGCCUUCUAAACCGGAACUUACCUCAGCGCCGAUUUGGUUGGAGCUUAGAAAGGUGCCUUUCCAAUUCUUUAACGAGGAUGGAUUAGAGCGUAUCGCAGGUCUGGUGGGACAUCCGAAGUUCUUGCACCCCACCACUGCGAACAAGACUAACCUAGAAGUUGCCAAGGUAUUCACCAUUAUCGAUCCAAGGAAGCCUCUACCUGAAGCUGUGAAUGUCCAGUUUGAAUCUGGAGAGAUCAGCAGAGUCUUGGUUUCGAGCCCAUGGAUGCCGCCAGUUUGUGUGACGUGCAGGGAGGUGGGUCAUAUUGCGAAGCGUUGCCCUUCUGCAGUAAAGCUCUGCUCACUAUGUAAUUCAGAGGGUCACGUCGCAGUAAACUGUCCCAAGAAGCAGAAAAAUGAGUCUACUGGUAGGAAGACUCGGAGAGGAAGAUCGAAAGACAAGCAGGCGUGGAGGGAGGUAGAUAAAACUAAGGCUGAUAAUUCCUUGUCUUCCCAAUCUCAAGCUAGUCUCACCGUUCCUGUGCGCUCAGAGAUAGUACAGGCUGAGCUACACAAAUCUCAACUUGGAACUGCAAAGGACAAGGUUGUGGGAGAAUCGAGUAACACGCCUUUCUACCUCCUUCCGGUAAGAGCUAGAAGUCGCUCUGGAGCCUCUGGAUCAUCUCGUUCGGAUGUUCAGCCGGACUCUUCAGAUGUGGAAUCAUCAGACUCAGACUUGGAGGAAGGAGAGCUAAGUAAGCAUGAUUUGGAAUUGGGUUUUCAGGUUGUGAGGAACAAGAAGAAGUUUUCAGGUCAGAAAUUCUCAGGGCAGAAGGAUAACUACGAUUUCUCCUCUCUUGGGAAAAUUUGGCUUGUCUGGCAUCCUUCUCUAUCGGUUACUAUUAUUUCCAAGUCUCUCCAGAUGAUCACUGCUGAGGUUACUUGGCCCUAUACUACCCAGUCUAAGUUGUUCGUUUCCAUUGUCUACGCUUCAAAUGAUCCUGCAGAGCGUUGUCUUCUUUGGUCUGAGAUCUCAGCCCUCUCUGCAUCGCAUGGAAUGGACACGAAGCCAUGGUUGAUGGUCGGGGACUUCAACCAAAUAAGAGAUCCCUCGGAGCACUCCUUAAUCCCUACCCUAAACAUGGAUAAGAGAAUCAGGGACUUCAAUCUUUGUCUCCUUGAUGCUAACUUAGACGAUCUGAACUUCAGGGGCACAACGUUUACGUGGUGGAACAAGCGCAAAUCAGCGCCGCUUGCUAAGAAGCUUGACAGGACCCUGGUCAAUGAUGUUUGGUACUCACUGUUCCCAUCCUCGGUGGGUUUUGUUGGCAGUCCUGAUUUCUCGGAUCACGCGGUCAUCUCUAUCACGCUGGAUCCUGCUAGAGUAAGAGCUAAAAAGCCUUUCAUAUUCUACAAUUUCCUUACUCAAAACCCGGAGUUUCUUGUUACCAUCGGCACCAACUGGUUCUCUUUUAACGUUACUGGAUCGGCAAUGUUCAGAGUCUCAAGGAAGCUGAAGCUUUUAAAAAAUGUGAUCAGAGAAUUCAGUAAUCAGAAUUACUCGGGUAUAGAAAAAAAGACGGCUCUGGCCCAUGAGAAGCUUUGCCAAGCACAAUCUGCCAUGCUCAACAGCCCGUCAGCCGCAAAUGCUUCCUUGGAAUUUCAAGCCUUGCACGAUUGGGAGGAGCUGUCUGCUGCUGAGACAGCCUUUUUCUUCCAGAGAUCGAGCAUCAGCUGGCUCUCUUGCGGGGAUGGAAACUCCAGACUCUUUCAUCGUUAUGCAGAAUCCCGUCAGGCCAUUAAUCACAUUCAUUUCCUUAUCGACGCCUCAGGGGAGCGCAUUGAAUCUCAAGCAGGUAUUCAGGAUUUGUGUAUCAAUUACUUCUCCGGCCUUCUUGGCAGCCCAGUCUCGCAGCCGUUGUUUGUUCAAAGCGACUUAGACCUCCUUUUUGACUUCAAAUGCUCGGCCGAGCAGAUAUCAAGCUUUGGUAAACCCUUCUCUGAGGAGGAUAUAAGGAAUGCGUUCUUCUCUUUGCCUAAGAAUAAAUCUGGUGGUCCUGACGGUUACUCGGCGGAAUUCUUUACUGCAUCAUGGUCGAUCAUUGGGGCUGAAGUUACGGAAGCUAUACUGGAAUUCUUCCGAUCUGGCCGUCUCUUAAAGCAAUGGAACUCAGCAAAUCUGGUACUGAUCCCUAAGAAGCUCAACGCCUCCCUAACAACAGACUUUAGACCUAUCUCUUGCCUUAACACGGUGUAUAAAGUCAUUUCCAAGCUCCUCGCUUCUAGGCUCAAAGAGAUUCUCCCGCUGCUGGUUUCUAAAGCUCAAUCAGCUUUCCUUCCGGGGCGCCUUCUAGCGGAAAAUGUGCUACUGGCCACGGACCUGGUGAAGGGAUACAACACUCAAGCUGUCUCCCCUAGAGGCAUGCUCAAGGUGGACUUAAGGAAAGCAUUUGAUUGCGUCCGCUGGGACUUCAUCAUUGCUACUCUCCGGGCUAUUGACAUACCUGAGAGUUUUAUAUGUCUCAUCUCUGAGUGCCUAUCAACGGCGUCCUUCUCGGUUUCGGUAAAUGGAGUCACGGGUGGGUACUUUCAAAGCACUAAAGGAAUCAGACAGGGCGAUCCGCUCUCGCCAUAUCUCUUUGUUCUGGCCAUGGAGGGUCUAUCUCGGCUGCUGUUGUCGAGAUACGAAGCGGGCAUUAUAGGUUAUCACCCCAGAACGGAGCCUCUCAAGAUCUCACACCUAAUGUUCGCUGACGAUGUGAUGGUCUUUUUUGACGGAACGAGUAACAGCUUACAUGGUAUCACCGAAUGCCUCGAUGAUUUCGCUUCCUGGUCUGGUCUUCACAUGAACAAUACCAAGACCGAACUUUUCACGGCAGGGUUGGACCAAUCUGAAUCCGCGGCAAUAGCAAGCUACGGAUUCACUUGUGGUCAAUUCCCUAUCAGAUACCUUGGACUCCCGCUCAUGAGCAGAAAGCUGAAAAUUUCAGAGUACUCUCCUUUGAUGAUCAAGAUCUCCUCCCGGUUACAGUCUUGGUCGGCAAAACUCUUGUCUUUUGCUGGGCGUUUGCAGCUUCUCAGGACCGUCAUCUUCGGCAUAGUCACUUUCUGGAUCUCAGCUUUCAUUCUCCCUAAAGGUUGCAUAAAGAGUAUCGAAGCCCUCUGUUCCAGAUUCCUUUGGUCAGGAAGUAUAGACAAGAGAGGGCUGGCUAAAAUUGCCUGGCGAACGGUUUGUUUGCCUAAAGAGGAAGGAGGUCUUGGCCUUAGGAGUCUCUUAGUCUGGAACCAGGUCCUGUGCCUCAAGUUUAUCUGGUUAUUAUUAUCGUCAACUUCAUCGCUUUGGGCGGAUUGGCACAGGAGCAUACAUUUGAAUAAUAAAUCUCUUUGGACCGUAGAAGCUUCUGCAACUGACUCCUGGGCCUGGAGGAAGCUCCUGGACCUCAGACCGCUGGCGCUUCAGUUUUGUAAAACUAGGCUCGGAAAUGGGAAGUCCGCUAGUUUCUGGUUUGACGCUUGGUCUCCUCUGGGACAGCUGAUCGAACAUAUAGGCCUGACUGGUCCACGAGCGCUGAGAAUAAGAAAGAAUUCGGUGGUGGCGGAUGCGAUAAAUGGUUCCACUUGGCGUCUCCCCCACCCAAGAUCUCAAAAGGAAGUUGAACUUCAUACCUACCUCACUACUGUUAAUUUGCCUUUAUCUAUGAAUGUGAAUGAUGAGUAUGAAUGGAUUGCUGGUGACUCUCCUUUGCGUGUUUUCAGGUCCGCCACCACUUCGGAGGUGCUGAGACCGCGAGAGGAGGUCAAGGACUGGGUGGACGUGAUCUGGUUCAAAGGAUGCAUCCCGAAACAGGCGUUCACUAUGUGGGUUGCCAAUUACGAUAGGCUGCCAACGAGGUCUAGACUGGCGGCUUGGGGAAUCCCUAUCUCGCCUCUAUGUCCGCUGUGCUCUGUUUUUGAUGAAACUCGUGACCAUCUCAUGCUAUCCUGUGACUACAGCAGGGAAGUCUGGCGAGAGGUCGUCCAUAGAUGUCAACCUCCGGCUGCAAUGUUUACAACCUGGGCUGAACUACUCUCUUGGAUCCGAUCUGCACAAUCAAAGAAGCUAACACUACUGAGGAAAUUGGCAGUGCAGACUGUCAUUUUUCAUCUGUGGAAGCAAAGGAACAAUUUGGUGCAUAAUCAAUCAAGUAUACCGACUUCUAAAGUGUUCUACGGUAUUGACAAAGAGAUUAGAAACAUCAUUUCAGCGAGGAGAGUUCGAAAGAGCUACAAGGCCCUCAUGGUGAUGUGGUUGAGAUAG
Brassica napus (rape) is the source of this 5217-nucleotide messenger RNA. RefSeq lists its product as uncharacterized. The coding region runs from base 1 to 5217 and encodes 1738 amino acids. NCBI's taxonomy places the organism in Eukaryota, Viridiplantae, Streptophyta, Magnoliopsida, Brassicales, Brassicaceae. The transcript is spliced from 2 exons. The record is from RefSeq and is a predicted model, not a curated record. Gene Ontology annotation, molecular function: zinc ion binding; nucleic acid binding.